Messenger RNA from Solea solea (common sole), 6293 nucleotides. RefSeq names its product forkhead box O1 a (gene foxo1a). Gene Ontology annotation, molecular function: RNA polymerase II cis-regulatory region sequence-specific DNA binding; DNA-binding transcription factor activity, RNA polymerase II-specific. Bases 444 to 2486 code for a protein of 680 amino acids. Gene Ontology annotation, biological process: regulation of transcription by RNA polymerase II. The record is from RefSeq and is a predicted model, not a curated record. Gene Ontology annotation, cellular component: nucleus. The transcript is spliced from 3 exons. NCBI's taxonomy places the organism in Eukaryota, Metazoa, Chordata, Actinopteri, Pleuronectiformes, Soleidae.
CACACGGAGAAUACAGAGAGACACAGACAGACACGGAGAGAGAGAGACAGACCGGGAGAGAGAGGAGGACACAACAACAUCACUACGAAAACAAACCGGCGCGUCAACACACACUCACACACACACACACACACACACUCACUGCGGACACUUUUACUCAACUUUUUCCUUCACGAACGUCUUUUUUUUUCUUUCUUUUUUUUACUUAAAAUCUAGUUUUGGUUUUCAAAUCAUUGUUGACUGUUUGAGUUUUUUGGGAUGUAAGAACCACUGAGGAGUUUGGUGUUUUUUCUGCCUUGUUUCCAUUUUGUCUCACAUUUCAAAGGCGAAGUUGUAACUUUUUUUAUACACACACGCGCACACACACACACACACACACACAUAAAGCGGCGACAUUUUCAUGACAUUGUAACAAACUCGUUCGGCUCCGUCACCACUCGACCAUGGCGGAAGCGGCUCAGCAGCAGCCACACCUGGUGGACAUAGACCCGGAUUUCGAGCCCCUGUCGCGGCCCCGCUCCUGCACUUGGCCGCUGCCCCGGCCGGAGUUCCUCAACCCGGGCGACUCCAACACGUCGUCGCCGGUGCCCUCCGUGAAGCAGGAGCCCGCGGGCGGCUGCGGCAGCGGCAGCAACAACGGCGACUUCAUCAGCAGCUUGAGUCUGCUGGAGGAGAGCGAGGACUUCCCGGAGCAGAAGCCUGUCAUCCUGUGCGCCGAUGACUUCCAGUGUCAGGAGAACUGUGUGCACCAGCAGCAGCAACAGCAGCAACAACCUCUGCAACAACAGCAGCAGCAACAACACCAGCAGCACCAGAACCCGCAACUCCCGCAUCAGCAGCAGCAUCAGCAGCAGCAGCAUCAGCAGCAGCAGCAGGUGCCUCUGCUCUCCUCCCCGGUCGGAUCGUCGUCCUCUGCGGCCGCAGCCGCCGCCGCCGCUGCCCAGAGGAAGAGCAGCUCCUCCCGGCGAAACGCAUGGGGGAAUAUGUCAUAUGCAGACCUCAUAACCAAAGCGAUAGAAAGUUCUCCCGAGAACCGACUCACCCUGUCACAGAUCUAUGACUGGAUGGUGAAGAGUGUGCCAUAUUUCAAGGAUAAAGGAGACAGCAACAGCUCUGCAGGAUGGAAGAACUCCAUCAGACACAACCUGUCGCUGCACAGCCGCUUCAUCCGCGUCCAGAACGAGGGCACGGGGAAGAGCUCGUGGUGGAUGCUGAACCCCGAGGGCGGGAAGAGCGGCAAGUCCCCGCGCCGCAGAGCCGCCUCCAUGGACAACAACAGCAAGUUCACCAAGAGCAGAGGACGAGCGGCGAAGAAAAAGCUGUCCCUGCAGGGCGGCCCUGACGGAGGCGGCGACAGUCCGGGCUCUUACUCCAAAUGGCCCGGCAGCCCUAAUUCCCACAGCAAUGACGACUUUGAUGCGUGGAACAGCUUCAGGCCUCGGACGAGCUCCAACGCCAGCACUCUGAGCGGCCGCCUCUCGCCCUUCAUGCCGGAGGACGACCUCGGGGAGGCAGACGUGCACAUGGGCUACCCGGGAGCUCCUGGGAGCAAAAUGACGGCCACGCUGCCCAGCCUGACGGAGAUGACUGGCUCUCUGGGACACAGUACUGAGAACGUUAUGGAGAACCUUCUGGACAACCUGAACUUGCUCUCACCUAAUAACUCUCAGGUCGGCGGCGGGGCCACGACCCCCGGCUCCUCCCAGUCCUCCCCGUCUGCCAUGAUGCAGCCGAGCCCGGGCUACCCCACCUACAGCUCCCCCAGUAUGGCCCCGCAGCCGCCGCAGGAGUAUCGCAAGUGUGCAUACGGCCAAGCGGGAAUGAACAGCCUGUCGUCCAUGCCGCUGCAGACUCUGCCAGAGAGUAAGCCCAGCUUUGUGCCCAUGGGUCAGUACAGCUGCCCCGCAGGUCUCCUGAAGGAGCUGCUAACAUCAGACUCUGACCAGCACAGCGAGCUGAUGCCGUCAGUGGACACCGUGGUGUCUCAGUCCAGCGGCGGCUGCAUGCUGCCACCGUACAGCAGCAGUCAGCAUGCGGCCAAACUCAUGGCCGGAGGGAACAGUCACCUGCACUCGCUCCCUCACUCUCAUCCGCACGGCAUGCACAGCCAGGCCAAGAACGGCCGUUUGCAUAUGUCCUUAAACCACAGCGGGGGCUCAGCGCGUUUGCCUGCCACCAAAGGCCCCAUGCAGAUGCCGUACGGCCUCCCCGGACACCUGGGCGGGAUAGGGAUGCCCGGAGGCUACUGUCCCCUCAACACAAACGGAUACGGUCGACCGGGUCCGCCGCCGCUGUCGCACUCAGAGAAGCUGCCCAGCGACCUGGACGACAUGUCCAUCGAGAAGUUUGAGUUUGACAUGGAGACGGUCCUCCAUGACACGCUGAUGGACGGGGACUCGCUGGACUUCAACUUUGAGCCAAUGGUGACCCAGCAAAGUUUCCCUCACGGGGUAAAGACCACCACACACAGCUGGGUGUCCGGGUAGACAAACUGUGGACAGAAAAACGAAAGUUCACCUGAACUUCUGGACUGUGGUUGUUGUUGCUGUUUUGGUCAAAAAACAAAAUGUGACAUUUCAAUUUCAUCUCAGAUUAAUCAUCAUCUGCACUUCAAAAGAGACUCGUCUGUAGACCGAGACCAGCUGAAGACACGGAGACAAUGACAUCAUCAAUCAGUUCAUUUUGAAAAUAUCAAACCUUAAAAGGUCCAGUGUGUAAGAAUUAGUGACAUCUAAUGGCGACGCGGCAGAUCGCAACACAUGGUUCAAAAUGUAUUGCAAUCAGGGAACUACGGUGGCCUUCACAGCCCAAAAGAAUGUAAACACCUCCUUCUUUGUUGGUUUUUUACGCUGACGUUGGCCGUUCUUCAUUUGCGUAGCAACCACAGACCGUUUAUAACAAGUAGUCUUCUGGUUUGCAGGGAAGUCACAAUUUACUGAGUAGCCACCAGGGGGCGAUAACCAUGGUUAAUAGCCUACUGCUAACUUGAUUCAUAACAUCAGCAAACUUUCAGCGCAUGAUUGACAGCUCGUAUUGUUCAGUACGUACCGAGUUUUUAACACAUUUUACAACUGGAAAAGACUACGCCCACUUUUUAUAUACGGUCUAUGGUCGUAAACUUUCACUUCACAUGUCCUUUCAGGCUGCCGUAGAAACAGCCUCUGUAAAGCAAGACCCAUUGCCUGCAGGACUUCUAAAAGUACUCAUAUUUUUAAAGCAGUAACUCAUUCUUAAAUCACAUUUCUGCCUCCUAACUGUUUCACACUGGACCUUUAAGUUAAAAACAAAUAAAAAAAAGUGCCAAACAUUUUUGCCUUAACCUAAGAGCCAAACGGAAGCACACACCUCUCUCUGGUUUACUCACCAAGGCUGGAAAUAUUACACUGCCAACAUCAUCAGCAGCAGCAGCAGCAGCAGCAGCAGCAGCAGCAGCAGCAGCAGCAGCAGCAGCACAAUCUGUGGAGGUCGCACAGACUCACACCACGCCGUUUACUGUUCCCACAAUCAACCUUUCUUUGUACGUGCGUUGUCGUGAUAAUUGAGCUCCACUACGGACAAGUUAUGAAGGUAACGUGGCUCAUGGACAGAUUUCAAGGGAUUCUCGGACGAUGUUACAUGGAAAAAAAAAACAAAACAAAGAAAACUCACUUUGUCAUUGCCUGAAUGUACAUAUAUAUAUACAUAUAUAUAUAUAUAAAUAUAAAUACAAAGUCAUGGUAUAGUUUGUAAAAUCAGGUCGGUAGUGUAUUUUUUAAAGACUGUAAAUAGUGUUUACAGAAUUGAAGCAAAAAUUUGAGGCAGCAGCAGGAGCAGGAGCAGGAGCGAGCUAGUUCACAGACGCAGAGAAAAACUGGAGCAGAUUCCGUCAGACUCGGCGAAUCCUUCUCAAUCAGGCUGUAAAAUCUGAUCUCUUGUAUGUAAUAUAUAUAUAUAUACAUAUACAUGUAUAUAUAUAUACAUAUAUAUUAAGAAUGUAUAUUAAAAACGAUGCAGUAGGUGUUUUUACUACUAGAUUUUAUUUUGACGCCUAAAUUAUUUGGAGGUGACGAUAGAUUAUUGUUAUUAUUACGCCGGUGCUAAAACUGGCACUCGGACCUUAAAGAAGAGUCGUCUGUCACUCUGAACCUUAAUACCACAGAGGCCUAUUAAUUGUGCCUAACUAGAUAUUGACUGCAGGCUUGAAGGUUGUUGUGUUGUUGUUUUUUAAAUAUAUAUAUAUAUAUAUACAUAUGUAUAUAUAUAUAUAUUGUUGAUGACUAUGGUCCAGAAGAUACUCAAAUCCUUGAAGAGAAGCACAGUGAAUUCUUUAUUUUUUUUCCACAAGAAGACUGUCGAGUGUUAUUGUUAGGUCCCCCUGCCCCCCCCCGGCCCCCGGCCCCCCAUCCCAACGCUUUGUGAAUGUUGCGUGUCACGGCAGGUCGUAGAAAAAAAGAAGUAGAGCGAGAGAAUUCUCAGUGCUACUGUUUUGUUUUCACUUGGAGAUCUCGCUGAAGACACUUUGAGUUGUCGUCGUCCCACCGUGGUUCAUUUUCCUCCUCAUUUGUCGCCAAAAAAAAACUGAUUUUAACGAGUUCAGCACGAUUCCCUUCUGACGCCGGCUUCACCUCGCUCACCAAGACUCCACUUUCACUCUACCUCUGUUACCUGUCUUUGUAACGGUCACGUGUAAAAGGCUCCAAACGUCUUUUUUAUUUUAUCAUACGUUUCUCCCUCCCCUGGAAAAAGGCGCUACGCUAAGUGUUAAGUAUCUUAUCUCGCUUGUACAUUUGCAUUUCCCCCUCACUCGCUUCUCCCGACACGUCGUCAGCCAGUCGGCGACUCAUCUCAUCGCAGGUGUACAACGUGAACAUGAAGUCGACUUGGGUGUCGGUGGCUGAAAAAAGAAAAAUACCAAAUGGCUUAGAGCAGGAAAACUUACUAAAGACUGCCUUUUAUUGCGUUUUAUGGAUUGAUUUGUACAGAAACCACGUGUGUGUGUGUGUGUGUGUCAGGUCAUGUGUCGUCAAGAACUGGGAGGGAGCGUGCAGUGGAAUUCACCUCCAAACCAAUCGCGGGGGAGAAAAGCUCUAUCACACGCCUUUUGUGUUUUUGCCUGAAAAGACAACCUUGCAUACUCGACAGCAGCAGCAGCAGCAGCAGCAGGAAUAACACAUGAUCUGUCACUGCACUGACAAAAGGGUUUGAAGAAGAAAGAAAAAAAAGCCUGGGAGCGGGCAGGUUUACGAAGAAUAACAUGGAAUUCUUAACAUUUCAACAAAAGAGAAAAAAAAAAAGGCUCCGCAGAGAAGCCGAUAAAGACGCUGCUGUUUGGCUCUGGUGCCAGGUGUUGCCUUCUUUUCUUACCCAAACAUGCCAUAAUGUAAUGUACUAUAGCCAAAAUUUGCCUUUUGAAGUUAAAAGUGAUAUAUUUAGCAUUUUUAUCAUGUGAUAUUUUCAAGAAUUAUAAAUAUAUAUAUAUAUAUAUAUAUAUAUUUGUGCCGGUCACUUAAGUCAGGAUAAACUGUAAUGGAUCCAUGUAGUCAGUGUCACAGGGUUCAUGCGAUAAAGUAAACAAAAAAGAGCUGUACUAAGUAAAUUAUAUCUCUACAUUUAAAAAAAAAAAAAAAAUAAAUAAAAUCUAUGCAUUGUAUUCCUUAAUUUUAUGUUGCUGUUGUUAUAUUUUGUCUUUUUUUUCAUUUUCAACUUAUGACAGAGAUAUUUUAUUGUAACAUAGCGCUGUGAGAUAUUAUGGUGUUGUCGUCGUUGUCAAAACUCUAUGUUCCAGAAUAGUUCUAUGGUGGGGAAUAAUAAUAAAAGAAAAUAAAAAGAAAAUAAAUGAAGUUUAUUUAGAAACUAGAUGAUGCAGUGAUUGAUAGGCUAAGCUUUUGUAAACUGACGAUGUCGUACUUCUUGUAUUUAGCUACCGUUUCUAGAAAAUAGCAUCGAUUAUUGAAAGAAAAAGGAAAAAAAAAAAGAUCAGAUAUAUUGCAUUUUUAAAAUGAAAAAAAAAUACAUAUUUAGUCUGUCGGAGGAAUUCCUGCUCGGAGAAAAAAAGCAGAUUCUGGACCAAUUUUUUUGUAAUUUUAUGAAUGGAAACAUAUUGCACUUUUACUUACGUUUUUUUAAUAAAGUGCUCCUCGUAACACGGGGAAGAAAAAAAAAACAACAAUACAUAUUUUAAAAUACAAAAUCUGUUACAUUUAACUUAUGCAGGAAUAAUUUGGAAUGAUGCUGUGUGAUUUGCAAUCAAUACAAAUAUGUAACUUGUUCAAUAUUAAUGUAUUAAGACCUGAAUAAAUGUACUUUCUGUGUUA